Molecule: messenger RNA, 1122 nt
Organism: Mycosarcoma maydis (corn smut)
Lineage: Eukaryota; Fungi; Basidiomycota; Ustilaginomycetes; Ustilaginales
Exons: 1
Coding region: 1-1122 (373 amino acids)
Cellular component (GO): intracellular anatomical structure
Molecular function (GO): oxidoreductase activity, acting on NAD(P)H, oxygen as acceptor
Source: RefSeq, a predicted model, not a curated record
AUGCUGAACGCUACAGUAAGCGCUUCAAGGGCUGCAAGGUCGAUCGUGAGCGUUGCCCAGGUGGCGCGCCCGGCAUUGUACGGCUCUGCGCGACCCUCGAACACCCUAGCCCAUACCUCUCCCAGCUCAUCUCGAGCUUUGAGCAAAACCCAUAACUUUGGCAAGGCCAAGAAGAUCAAAACGCCUCCAUUUGCUUCCACCGACGACGAUGUAGUCGUUCCGUACCCGGAAGAUAGCUCACGUCACCCGCGCGACGAUGUUGGACACAACACUACAGGCGGCCGCGUCGGACGUCACACACAACGAACUCUCGCAAGCUUCUCGAUGGAAGGCAAGGUCUGCGUCGUUACUGGUGCUGCUCGUGGUAUCGGCAACUUGAUCGCACGUACCUUUGUUGAGUCUGGUGCGAAUCAUGUUGCUAUUGUCGAUCUUGAUGAAGGCGAAAGCCAGCAUGCUGCUAAAGAGGUUGAUGAGUGGUUCACCAACCAUGGUGGUGUUAAGCCAGGCGAGCUCGACAUUCAGGGCUAUGGCUGUGACAUAUCGGACGAGGUUCAGGUGCAAGACGUGAUCAAUCGCAUCCAUCAGCGCUUCGGCAAGAUCAAUGUGGCUGUCAACUCUGCCGGAAUCGUGGAAAACUUCCCGGCUACCGAAUACCCCACCGCCAAGCUCAAAAAGCUUUUUGACAUCAACAUCAACGGCUCGUACUUUGUCGCUCGCGAAGUGGCCAAGCGCAUGAUGCAAGACAAGGUGCAAGGCUCGAUUGUCAUGAUUGCUUCCAUGUCUGCAUCGGUUGUCAACGUACCGCAAGCUCAGGCCCCGUACAAUGCAUCCAAGGCAGCCGUCAAGCAUCUUGCCAAGUCGAUGGCGGUGGAGUGGGCCAAGGCCGGCAUCCGAGUCAACUCACUCUCGCCCGGAUACAUGCUCACGUCGCUCAGCCGUGCCGUGUUGGAGAACAGCCCGAACGGUAAAGAGCUCCGCACCAAUUGGGAGAAUAUGACCCCGAUGGGUCGUCUAGGCAAUCCUGAGGAUCUCAAGGGCGCUGUCGUGUACCUCUCUAGUGACGCUUCCGCCUUUACCACUGGCGCCGAUCUUAUAGUCGACGGCGGCUACACGUCUGUGUAA